Messenger RNA from Phaethon lepturus (White-tailed tropicbird), 2709 nucleotides. It is a transcript of the gene SNX13, whose product is annotated as sorting nexin 13. Gene Ontology annotation, biological process: positive regulation of GTPase activity. Gene Ontology annotation, cellular component: early endosome. The record is from RefSeq and is a predicted model, not a curated record. The transcript is spliced from 24 exons. Bases 13 to 2709 code for a protein of 898 amino acids. Lineage: Eukaryota; Metazoa; Chordata; Aves; Phaethontiformes; Phaethontidae. Gene Ontology annotation, molecular function: phosphatidylinositol binding.
UGCAUAGAAGAAAUGAAACGUGAAGCCAGACCUAUUAAGAUUGACAGAAGACUGACAGGUGCAAAUAUAAUUGAUGAGCCUUUGCAACAGGUAAUCCAGUUUUCCCUGAGAGACUAUGUGCAGUAUUGGUAUUACACACUAAGUGAUGAUGAAUCAUUUCUUCUGGAAAUCAGGCAGGCUCUUCAGUAUGCACUUGUUCAGUUUUCUGCCAGGUCUAAGGAAACAGACUGGCAGCCUUAUUUCACUACACGACUUGUUGAUGACUUUGGCACUCAUCUUCGAGUUUUCAGAAAAGCUCAGCAAAGAAUAGCAGAAAAAGGUGAUCAGAUAAAAGACCAAGCAGAGGAACUUGUAGAUACAUUCUUUGAGGUUGAAGUUGAAAUGGAAAAAGAAGUCUGUCGUGAUCUAGUCUGCACUUCUCCCAAAGAUGAAGAAGGAUUCCUAAGGGAUCUGUGUGAGGUUUUACUGUAUAUAUUGCUACCUCCUGGAGACUUCCAGAACAAGAUCAUGCGAUACUUUGUCAGGGAAAUCCUCUCCCGAGGAAUUCUUCUUCCAUUAAUAACCCAGCUCAGUGAUCCUGAUUAUAUUAAUCAGUAUGUCAUAUGGAUGAUUCGUGAUUCCAACUGUAACUAUGAGGCCUUUAUGAAUAUUAUUAAAUUAAGUGAUAAUAUAGGCGAGUUGGAAGCAGUGAAAGAUAAAGCAAGUGAAGAAUUGCAAUAUCUUCGAUCUCUAGAUACAGCAGGAGAUGAUAUCAACACUAUAAAAAAUCAGAUAAACAGUUUAUUAUAUGUUAUUAAAGUAUGUGAUUCAAGAAUUCAGAGGUUGCAGUCAGGAAAAGAAAUAGAUACUGUGAAACUGGCAGCAAACUUUGGAAAACUUUGCACAGUCCCUCUGGACCAUAUUCUGGUAGACAAUGUUGCACUACAGUUUUUCAUGGAUUACAUGCAGCAGACUGGUGGCCAAGCACAUCUGUUUUUCUGGAUGACAGUGGAAGGAUACAGGGUUACAGCACAGCAACAGCUGGAGGUACUUCAAAGCCGGCAGAAAGAUGGAAAACAUCAGACUAAUCAAACCAAGGGUCUAUUAAGAGCAGCUGCAUUUGGAGUUUAUGAGCAAUAUUUAUCAGAAAAGGCAUCUCCAAGAGUUAAUAUUGAUGACAACUUAGUAGCAAAACUGGCAGAAACACUGAACCAUGAGGAUCCAACACCUGAAAUCUUUGAUGACAUUCAGAGAAAGGUGUAUGAAUUGAUGCUGCGAGAUGAAAGAUUCUACCCUUCAUUCAAACAGAAUGUGUUGUAUGUGCGUAUGUUAGCUGAGCUGGAUAUGCUGAAGGAUCCUAGUUUCAGAGGAUCAGAUGAUGGUGAAGGAGAAUCUUUUAAUGGGUCUCCUACUGGCAGCAUAAAUCUGUCCUUAGAUGACCUUUCAAAUGUACCUUCUGAUGAGACAAUUCAACUCCAUGCAUACAUCUCAGAUACUGUCUAUGCUGACUGUGACCCAUAUGCUGUGGCAGGAGUGUGUAAUGACCACGGCAAGACAUAUGCACUGUAUGCUAUCACAGUCCAUCGGCGAAAUCCAAACAGCGAAGAGACAUGGAAGACAUAUCGACGCUACAGUGACUUCCAUGACUUUCACAUGAGGAUCACUGAGCAGUUUGAAAAUCUUGCAAAUAUACUGAAACUUCCUGGAAAAAAGACAUUUAACAAUAUGGACAGAGAAUUUUUGGAAAAGAGGAAAAAAGAUUUAAAUGCAUAUUUGCAGCUGUUGUUAAAUCCUGAAAUGAUGAAAGCUUCUCCAGCUUUAGCCCAUUAUGUGUAUGACUUCCUGGAGAAUAAAGCCUACAGCAAAGGGAAGGGGGAUUUUGCACGGAAGAUGGACACAUUUGUAAACCCACUGCGUAACUCUAUGAGAAAUGUAUCAAAUGCAGUCAAGUCUCUCCCUGACAGCCUGGCAGAGGGAAUGACUAAAAUGUCAGACAACAUGGGUAAAAUGUCAGAGAGAUUGGGACAAGACAUAAAGCAAUCAUUUUUCAAGGUGCCUCCUUUGAUCCAGAAAACGUAUUCAGAUCCUGACCAUUGCCGUGUUGCAGCACCAAUUGAUGACAAUGUGGAUGACAAUAUUCCGCUGAGAGUAAUGCUCCUCCUUAUGGAUGAAGUCUUUGAUUUAAAGGAAAGAAAUCAGUGGUUAAGAAGAAAUAUAAAAAACCUGCUUCAGCAGCUUAUUAGAGCAACAUAUGGUGACACAAUUAAUAGAAAAAUAGUUGAUCAUGUUGAUUGGAUGACAUCUCCUGAGCAAGUAGCAGAUGCGGUGAAACGCUUCAGAGAUGCUUUUUGGCCCAACGGCAUUUUAGCAGAGACUGUUCCACGGAGGGACAAAGCUAUUAGAAUGAGAACAAGAGUGGCUGGAAAGACCAAAUUACUGGAGGUAAUGCCAGAUGAACUGAAGCACAUCAUAGGCGCUGAGACAACACGGAAAGGCAUUCUUCGGGUCUUUGAAAUGUUCCAGCACACUCAGCUGAAUAAAAGAAUGGUGUAUGUGUUUCUGGAGAGAUUCCUAGAAACCUUAUUUCCACAAAAUAAAUUCCAUGAGCUCUUCAACAAACUGCAUUCACGGUCAAAGCAGAUGCAGAGGUAUAAGCAGAGACUACAUUCUACUCAAGCGCCUUCCUUACAGAAAAGUUCAACCACUACCAGAAGGGUUUGUGUGUCUUAA